Molecule: messenger RNA, 5135 nt
Organism: Amborella trichopoda
Lineage: Eukaryota; Viridiplantae; Streptophyta; Magnoliopsida; Amborellales; Amborellaceae
Source: RefSeq, a predicted model, not a curated record
AUUGAGAAUCAUAGAAGAGAACUGACGAAGAUAUGCAAAGCAAUGGAAGCAUCCAUCAGGAAACCAACCACAAAUGUUUUAAAAUUGUGUAGAUUUUAGACGAAAGACAGCAAGAGAAAGCAAGGGAGGAGGAAAGGAAGAUCCUGCACAACAGGUAAAUGCAAGAAGUAGAGAGCGAAAAAAUCUUCAUCAGGGAUCAAUGAUGACAGAAAAAUGGGGGCAUGAAGAAGCCAAGCACCAUUAACUAAAGUUAGCGCCCUUAACAAGGCUUACUUCCAACCCGCCUCGAUGAAAUUCAUGUCGUGUAAUGAUUGAGUCCUGGAAAGGCCUGAAGGUUAUUAAUAAGAACAAAGCACAUAUUGUCUCAAUCCAAGAAUUGAAACUUGAAAAUAUAGGAUACGAAGACAUUAGAUUGACAUGAGGAAGGCAGAGGUGUGGUUGGAUGCUUUACCUUCUAUAGGCGCAUCCAGAGGGAUCAUUGUGAUGUCGGAUGGAAAAAGUUUUGUGAAACUAGGGGAGGGGAUUUCUAGAAAUUCCUAAAUUUGAGAUCCUUUAAGAUCUGUUGAAAAUGGCUUCGAGUUGGUGCUCAAUGAUCCUAGUAAGAGAGGAAUUUCGAGGAGAGCUGGGUACUAUACAUGUUGAUUGAAUUACUCAUGGUGUAUAUGAGGGGAUUUCCAUAUGAUUCACUUCUCAGAAAAGGGAGGAUGGAGAAUUACUAUAAGAAUGACAAAUUUCUCUCAGUUUUUUAGUCUGAAUAGGCUGAUUGACUUACCAAUAGGAGAUCCUAAUUCACAUGGUCCAGUAAUCGAAUUGACCUGGUGCUCACUAGAGUUGAUAGAUUUCUCAUUAACAGGGAUUUGGAGAGUCAUAUUCCUGGUGGGAAUCAAAGAGCCAUACCCAAUCCGGCAUCUAUCAUUGGCUAAUUUCGAUUGACACGAGGCUGGUGGGGAGGGGACCGACCUUUAUCAGAUUUGAGGCUCAUUGUGGGAUAGUUUGAGCACUCAUGGACAGGAGGGGACUACAUUCCGAGGAAAACUAAAAUUACGAGAUCCGAUCUAAAGCUUGGCAUGACGAGGUUUUUCAGUGAUGUUGAAAAAAAGAAAGGACCUUGGAGGAAAAUUCAAAAUCUGAACCAGAAGAAAGAGAUUAAGCCCCUAUCAAUUGAAGAAAAGGCAUCUCUCGCAUCAUUAGAAAUAAGGGUACCAAGAUUUGGUGUGAAUGGAAGAGAUAAAUGGAAGAGAUUAAUUCCCUAUCAAUUGAAGAAAAGGCCUCUCUUGCGUCAUUAGAAAUAAGGGUACCAAGAUUUGGUGUGAAUGGAAGAGAUGAUUUGGCGUUAGAGAUUAAGGGUCAAGUGGCUAAAGGAAGGGAACAAAAAUAUUGCUGACUUUCAUGUGAUCGUGAAUGCAAGAACUAAUGGUGGACUGGGAGCCAGAGGUUAGUUAGGUCAUAGUAGACUUCUGCAGGCAUCUGUAUAAAGCAGAUGGAAAUUAGAGGCCACCAAUUGAUGACUUUGGUUUUGGUAGAAUACUGGCUGAUGCCAAGGGGUAGUUGGAAAGACCAUUCAUAAAAGAGGAGAUCUAUGAUGCUUUAAUUUCUUUGGAAACAGAUAGAACCUUGUUUGACGAUUUUGACGUGGCAUUCAUUCAAGAAAAUUGGGAAAUAUUUGGGAUGGCCUAUUGGAUAUGUUCUCCAAAUUUUGUUCACAAGGUAUUCUAGAAUGUUCAUUAAAUGCUAUUUUUAUUACUCUUAUGUCUAAGGUGGAGGGUGUCGAAGAUCUAACAGAUUGUAGGCAUAUUAGCUUGAUAGGCAGUGUAUACAAGAUAAUCAUGAAGUUCCUUGCCUCACGGCUGAGAAGCGUAUUGGAUUUGUAAUCUCUCACUGCUAAAGCACUUUCAUUCGGGGAAGACAAAUUCUUGAUGGGGCAUUGUUGGCUUGUGAGUGCAUCAAAUCAAGAUAUUAGGUAAACAAAUCUGCAACUCAUUUUGAAGCUCGAUUAGAAAAGGUCUAUGGCCUGUGGAUCAGAAACUCUUAUUUUCCGUGAUCAAUUUGAUGGGUUUCAGCACACGGUGGAUUGUGUGGAUCAAAGAUAGCAGGUUGAUGAUAUUCUUUCAUAUUCUUGUUAAUGGCUCUCCCAAAGGCUUCUUCAAAAGUUCCAAAGAGCGUAGACAAAAAGAUCCCCUUUCCCCUUUCCUUUUCACAAUCGUUGCUGAAGUUCUGAGUCGGUUGAUUUGCAAUGCAUGCUCUACUGGCCUUCUUGAAGGCUUUGGUGUGCACCUGAAUGACUCUAUGGUAUCUCAUCUUCAGUAUUUGAAUGACGCAAUCUCUUCUUGUGGGGCUAUCAUGGAGUAAGUGGAUAACAGGUCAGAGAAUCUGAAUGGGCAAGAGUCCUCUGCUUGGGAUGCAUAUUUUAGUAGAAUGUUUGGAAGAGUUAGCUGCUGAUAUUUGGACCUUCCUCUAUAUAUUGGCAGAAACAACAAAGUAUCUGGGACCCAGUGAUUGAAAGGGUGGAAAAAAGGUUGACCCCUUGGAAAGAUAUGUUUCUAUAUAAGGCUGGGAGGUUCACAUUGAUUAAGGCAACUUUGAGAUCGAUCCCUAUUUACUUAUGUCUCUACUUUGAGCACCAUAUUCUGAUAGUAGAAAAGUUGGAGCGGAUACAAAGGUAUUUCUUAUGGUAGGCACCAAUGAUGGAUGGAUUUCAUCUUGUCAAGUGGGAAGAUGUUUGUGCCUAAAUGCGCAAGUGGUCUAGGGCUAAAGCACUUGAAACAGAUGAACGAGGCAUUACUUGGAAACGGCAUCAGCAUUUUGGUCAUGAGGAGGGGUUCACUAUUAGUGCCAAAUAUGGCAAUGAAAGAGCGGUUGGAAACAUGCAUACUAAGAAGACCUUUAAGAAUAUCAAUUUCAUGGCAUGGUAUUUAUCAGUGGCACAAUAUUUUCCUUUGGAUCAGAAUUGGGAGGCGAUAGAAACACACCUUUCUAAGAGCAAUUCACAUAUGUUUAUCAGGCACAAGAGGUAGCUAUCACUGAUUGCCAUUAAAUAACCACUCUGUGUGGAACCCAACCUUUUAAAGAAACUUGGAUGAUUUGGAGACUGAUAAACUAUGUGCACUUUUUGGCUGUUUGAACUUGAUUUAUGUACCACAAACUUAUGUGGCGGUGUGACUCAAAAGGGGUAUUCUCAGUAUGAUCAUGGGCCUGACCAUAUCCCCAGGGGUUCAGACCCCUUCCAAUGGACAAUUAGUGUGGGAUAUUCCUACCCCUUCUUGAGUUCUAUUCUUCAGAUUGUUGGUCAUCUUAGACAAUGUUCUUACGUGAGAUAACCUGAAGUAUAGAGGCAUGUAAUUCCCCAAUAUUUGUCUCAUGUGCCGAGAAGAUAGAGAGACGGUUGAUCACUUAUUUAUUCAUUGCACAUUUGGCAGGACCAUUUGGUCUUAUAUAUUGAAACUUUUUGGCCUUUGAAUGAAUCUUUCCUAAAUCUGUUGCUGAGGUGCUAUGAGCUGGAGAUUUGGUCCUUUCUCACUAAAGGGGGUUACUCUGUUGAAACUUAAUUUUGCUGCCAUCCUUUGGGCCAUUGGGGUUUUGUUGCCUAUGCAGGCCAGCAGGGGUUGGAGAUGCUAAUAGGGCUGAGGCCAUAGCAUUUCCUAUGGGAUUGCACAUAUUCUUCCUGUUUUUAUCAGGUUUGUACUCGAUGAAGGUGGUUCCUUGAGUAUGAUUUGAUGAGUGUGAAAGGAACGCACACCACCAUGGCAAUUAGUGGACACUUUGGACGAGAUAUAUGACAUGUGCCAACAUUAGCAAGUGAGAUUUCGAUUGGCCAAUGAUCAUGCUGAUUCAUUAGCUCACACAACCAGUUGCAGUAGGGACUUUGUGGGCCUGGUUCCCAUCUCUUUCUCUUUCUUUCUCUCUCUACUGUCUAUAUACUCCAUUUGGAGCAACUUAAUGUAGCAGAGUUUUUACCUCAAGCCUCAAAAAAAAAAAGAAAGGCGUGAAUCUAAUGAUAGAGCAGAUUUCUUAGCAGGGCAAGAAACAGAAAGAGGCGCUUAUGAUUAGUGGAGAAGAGCGAAGAAAAUUCCUUGCCUUUGCCUGUAAAAUUUUUGUGCAGUUAUUCUUGUUCAUGCCUGUUAUUUAUGGAUUUGGAAUGGCAGCUCGCUUGGUAUUCUCUUCAUAUAUCUUUCUUCUUGUACCUGAAGGAGAUUAUCAACAUAUGAUCAGUAUAACUACUACAACUUCACUAUUGUCCUUUAUGUUAGCCUCUGAGUUGAGCCAAUUGCUAGCUCUGGUAACAACCUCAUAUUCUGUAAUGUUCAUUCUCACUCUUUCUUCGUUGGGUAUUUGUUGUCUUGUAACAUUUAUUUUACCCAAAGAUCACACUUCAGAUUAUGUCUAUCCGCUAGCAACUUUUUGGAGUCAGAAUGAGGGAUGGAUAGCAAUACUAAGAGAAACUUGGCAUGGAAGGAGUCUGCAGAUUCUUUCCAUUUGGUGGGCUGUUGCUUAUGCCGGGUUUUCCUUGGUUCAAAACUAUGGGACAAAUCUCUUUGAUGCCAUUGACCCACAAUCAAAAUUCAAUGGCCAUAUCAUAGCAGCAUCCCAAGUGGCCGGAAGCCUAGGAUCUCUCUUUGCCAUUUAUCUUGAUCCCAUUGCCGUGAACACGGGAUUGGCCGUUUAUGUGUUUGGGGUAGCAGCCAUGGGCACAAUUUGUUUGGCUAUGGGCCUUUACAAGGAUACAACUGCAGCUUAUUGUCUUUAUAUCCUAAUUUCUGGUAUUUAUCAGGCGCUUGCUUGUCUUGUCAGUGUCAGAUGCGGAAGGCUAUUGACUAACAAGCGAUUCAUUCUUAUGUUCUCUGUCAACUACUUUGCUGGACUCUUGCUCGAGACCAUAAUUCAGGCAGCUCUUGAAAUCAGUGGCCUGUCAAUUUUCAAUCAAUUUAUUUCAUUUGGGGCAUUUUUCUUCUCAACAACUGUAGCCUUUGCCAUUCUGUACUGUGUUGACCAAGAAAGCAGAAGAGGGAUUACAACCUCUGAAGUUGGCCUGGACUGUAAAUUUCAAAGAAUUGAGGAUUCUCAGACAAACUUGGAACACAAGUAUGAAAAUUGAAAAAAAUAAAUAAAGAAGAAACACUGAUUUUGAGGAUUUAUGA